Mollisia scopiformis is the source of this 1559-nucleotide messenger RNA. RefSeq names its product ribonuclease T2. Gene Ontology annotation, molecular function: ribonuclease T2 activity; RNA binding. Gene Ontology annotation, cellular component: extracellular region. The transcript has 6 exons. The record is from RefSeq and is a predicted model, not a curated record. NCBI's taxonomy places the organism in Eukaryota, Fungi, Ascomycota, Leotiomycetes, Helotiales, Mollisiaceae. Bases 317 to 1507 code for a protein of 396 amino acids. Gene Ontology annotation, biological process: RNA catabolic process.
CUUCUCUGUUCCUGGAGAUCUCACUUCUGCCGGUGAUGAAUCAAGGCCUCCUAUUCGACUGCCGAUCACCAGCCAAGACUUAAGCAUAUUUCUUAGUCUAUUCUUGAGUGCACCUUAAUCCCCUUCUUAUCCUAUGAGAGCAGAGAUGGCGCUGGGAGGAGCCGACGAGAGCACGCAGACUUGAGGGGUCCUUAUCAGACUGCGCUUUGUGGGACGUUAGAGAGUACAAAGUGAACGGAAUGCCAUAAGUAUCGUCGUACAGUCUUUGUCCAGUGACACGAGAACUGCAAUCAGUACUUCAGUAUAAUCUCUAAUCAUGGCUUCGUUCUCUAAUGUCGUUCUCGCCUCUAUGGCAUUCAUGCAAGUCGUUCUGGCUGGUUCCCCAAAGACAUGCUCAAACCCAACGUUGUCCUGUCAUAACACCACUGCUGUGGCUGAUACUUGCUGCUUCAAUGCGCCAGGAGGUCAACUACUCCAGACGCAAUUCUGGGAUACAAGCCCAAGCACGGGCCCCUCAAACUCGUGGACAAUUCAUGGUCUAUGGCCUGAUCACUGUGAUGGGACGUACGACUCCAAUUGCGAUGCCUCACGAGCAUACACCAACAUCACAGCCAUCCUUCAGUCCUACGGCAAGACUGAUCUGCUUUCAUACAUGAACGCUUAUUGGGUCGACAUCGAUGGCGACAAUGAAAGUUUCUGGGAGCAUGAGUGGGGGAAGCAUGGUACUUGUAUCAGUACUCUCAAGCCUAGUUGUUACACUGGAUACACUGCCCAGGAGGAAGUCCCAGACUUCUUUCAAAAGACUGUGGACUUGUUCAAGACGCUUGACAGCUAUACUGCUUUAGCAAAUGCAGGCAUCGUCCCAUCAUCCAGCGCAACUUACACCGCAGCUGCCAUUCAAAGCGCAUUAAAAGCAUCCUUCGGCUACGCAGUCACAAUCCAAUGCGCAUCAGGUGCUCUCGACGAGAUCUGGUAUUCAUACGACGUCUUAGGCUCUGUACAAACAGGAACCUUCCAGCCUGCGGCCCCAGUCGGACAAUCGUCCAGCUGUUCUUCGACUGGAAUCAAAUAUUUGCCAAAGUCAGGCGGUAGCACGGUGACCUCGACUAGUACCGGAACCAAGACUAGCACGACUCCUACUUCUACUCCUACAGGCAGUUUCUCAGGCUCGGGAUAUCUCAAUGCUUAUACUGGUGGCUCGCAAGAUGGAUGUCUCAUCAGUGCGGGCACGUGGUAUACUUCUGGGACAUGUGCUACGUAUACGGCUGCAGCUUCCGGAUCUGGCUUCACCCUAAAGUCCUCGAAAGGAAGCUGUGGGAUCUCGAGCGGCACAUUCACGUGUGCAUCUGGCGUUACUGCGACUGUAUUCACGGCAAGCAAUGGAUUGCUGGCAUACAACGGAGCGACGACUUUCUAUGCCACAGCUGUUCCAAGUGGCUCAACUCAAGCAACAGUUUACACCUCUUCAAAGAGCGUGAGCGUGACAUUUCAGUGGGAGAGCAUUUAAGAUUAAAUAUUGCAUCUAAAUAAACAUAAAUAUAAACACGAUUUGACUUGGG